Molecule: messenger RNA, 4230 nt
Organism: Endocarpon pusillum Z07020
Lineage: Eukaryota; Fungi; Ascomycota; Eurotiomycetes; Verrucariales; Verrucariaceae
Exons: 5
Coding region: 1-4230 (1409 amino acids)
Source: RefSeq, a predicted model, not a curated record
AUGUCGAAUCCCCAUCCUGCUACGCCGUCCUUUGGUGGCGCAUACACGGGAUACAACUUUGCAGAUGCUGGAUCGCAACAUGGCGGCCUCCAGACGCUGUCGAGAGGAGACCUUCCACCUCCUCCAAAUGGAGGCGGUUACAGCGUUCCAACUGCAACAUAUCCAACUCCAGGUGUAAAUAACCAGAGUUUUCUGGCGAACGCGACAACCUCGAGCGCCGCCCACUCUACUCCUCCACACCUCCCACCUCCGCCCUUUCAAGUCUCUGCAGACUUCUUCAAGCAAUUUGCAAACUCGAAUCUACCACCUCCACCUUACCCCCCAGUCCCUAUCCCUCAUCUUGGCUUUUCUCAGUUUCCACCUCCACAACCAAAUUUCGCCGCCACAUUUACGCCUCCUAAUACUGUUCUGACAAAAAGCUCACAUACGCAACAAUAUAACCCACCACCUUUACCUAGUACUCAGUCUUCUCCCAACUAUCAGCAAAACACUUAUGUUGUUAGUAGGGAGGAAGGUGAACUGAGUGACGGUGAACUGGCCGCCAAUUUUACCGAGCGUAUAGUAGAACCUAGCCAGUCCCUUAGGAAAGACCAGACAUUUUUGUCCAUGAUGCCUCGGAAUGUAGACUCUCCCCAGGAAGACACAAGCUUAGCUGCUCAACCUGUUACCUUUAUUGCUCAUUCGAAACCUAACACUAUUAAACCUAUCAUCGAAGAAAUUCUUGAUGCCUCACGACCUGUCUUCCCUGGAGCAGAUAUGGGCAACGUCUUUCAACGUCAAACGGAAGUCGAGGAGGACAAAGUGCCAUCUGCCGACAGCGAUAGUAUUUCCUCUUACAAUCCACCAUCCGCUUCAACGCGGGAUCCAGAAGAGCCAGACGUGCGUCUGACUGAUCCUUUACCAAACACUCUGGACGGCGCUGAAAGCUACACACCUGCAGCGACGAAACAAAAUGGGAGUGUCACCAACUAUCUUCGCGAGGAAGCCAAAGACGCUCUACGCUCGCUUGAGCGGCAUAACAUUAGAUACAAGGAAUUGGUGGGAGAAGGAGUCGAUCCAUACAUCCUUGAGCACUUGUAUGAAGAUCUUGGUGAACACAUCAUUGAAAAACCCCCUCUAACUCCUGUUGUGGUGGAACAAAAAGUCGCUGUUGCUAAAAAUGUCGCGCUGAAGUAUUCUCAAACGUCCAAAGAACUUGCAGGGGGUUCGCCUCGUAAUACUAGUCAAGGUACAGAGCAAGCCUUCAACACAGCAGACCACAAUCCGAGCUCGAUACCGGUGAGCUCUGCGUCUCAGGUUCAGGCGAUUCUAGGUGUUUCAGACUCUCCCAAGCCCUCCCCAGCGGUUCUAGUGAAUAUCGAGAAGGCUUCUGGUACUCAACCUUCAUCGACUGUGGCUAUGGAGAGAAAGGAUCGCAUCGCCCAGCUACUGGCAGCUAAGACCGGCCGAACGAUAGCAGGCCGUCCUGCUGUUGAGAAGCAACCAGACCUCCCAGCGGAAAAUUCGAGGUCUCCGUCCAUAGUGGAUGCUACCCCGAAGCCACUUUCUCUACCUGACAAACCACCUUUGCCAUCAUCUGAGCCCCUGAUCAAACCCAAAAACAAAGCUCAGACUGAAUUAAUUCGACAGAAAAUGGAGGCACUUAAGAGAGAAGCGUUGGCUAAAUCUCAAGCCCAGGGCACGCCAAAGGCAGUUUCUGUACCUUCGUCCCCAGCUUCAUCUACUCCUCAACAUGCAGCAUACCCUCCCAAACCAGGAUCUAAUGACCUUGCAGCUGAAAUCCGGUCAGAUGGACCUCAAUCACAUAUCCCAGGGCUCUUCAUGACCACUGCACCACAUCCCGACGAUCUCCAGAGCUUGAAUGAGGCCAGUGAACCUCCAAUAAUGGGGAAGGUCGAUGAACCAAUCAGCAUGCACUCCACUGCGACCUCUGUCAGUCAGGACACCUCUGCAGAACUUGAGACCAAUUAUGUUCAAUCCCCCGGUGGGCACACCAUCCCGGUACGCCUCCCUCAGAAACGACCAUUAGCGUCGGACUCCUUUGACGAGUCAAGGCCAUCCCUCAAACGCCCGUUCGGUCGUAAAGAAUCCCACGACAAGGUUGAGAUCGUUCUUAGCGCAACAGAAAGUGAGGGAGAAGUCGAAGACGUUGAAAUGGAGCUCGAUGAGGAAUCUGAUGAGGAGAAACAGACUCAUCAGAGCGACAUUGUACCUGCUACAUCUGUCCGGCACAACAAUAUACGGAAUCUGCCUCCUUUGACUGAUAUUCCUUCUCCUAACCCGGCUAGACAUGCCACUAGCGUCAUUAAUACCCCUACUCCUACCGCUGUUCAAACACCUGGAAGAGACAGAGGCAAAGAAGAGCUCUGGAAAGCGAAACACCAGGAGAUUGAGCUGAUGCGGAAGAAAAUUGCUGAAAUGGAGGAAAGACGGAAAGCCAAGCAAAACGCAACCAAUGUAAAUUCGCUCAAGAUAGGUGGGAAGCCUGCUGUGCCUGUGAUAAGAACGUCACUUGCUAGAUCAGUGCAGCCGUCAAGCCCAGGGCAUGCAAGACCGCCUGUCGCUGUCGAUCCAGAAGCACCCCGUGAUGCAAUUCAAUCUCCAGUCCUAACGGCAUCAAGACCAGAAGAAUUGCCUAGCACACCAUCUACACCACUCUAUGCCAUCAAGGAGCCUAUCAGGGUGGAAGAUCUGCGACAACAGCUCCUGAGGCGAAAAGCUACAAGAGAAGGAACUCCAAAUGCUGCUGAUAUAGGGCUUCGUCAAGCUCAGCUAGCCGAGAAGCGCGCCAAACUGGCGGAGUUGAAACGAGAAGCAGAAAGACGUGAGGCGGAAAUCCUAGCAGAGUCUAAAUUGCUGGAAGCACAACUUCAUGCUGAACUCAACGGUGAAGACGUUUACGAGGAAUCGCAAUCUAAUGUGGACAGUGACAUGGAGGGUGGCCCCGGUUCAAGGGACCGAGCAGCAUUAGAUACCUUACUGCGAAAACACAAAGAUGCACCAAACUCAGUUGUCGGUGGCACUCCUCCAGCCAACACUGAUCGUGCCCUUUCACAAGAACAAUUACCUGUUGAAGCUGUUUCGCGACCUUCAUCGCCAGACUUUGACAUCGGCUCUCGGCCUUCUACUGAGGAUGGCGCCGACAAGAAAAUGGCAUCAACUGGGCGCACCGUUACCUCCCUCCGAGGUAACACGGAUGCAUUGAGGGAAGUUCAGGGAGUUCAGGAAGUUCAGGAAGCUCAGGAAGAUCCGCUCGGCAGACCAAUGGAUGAUGCUAUCGAGAUGGUGACGGUGCCGCAACAAAGCGAGUCUCCUGCAAUGCGAGUUAUCGAAACGGAUCAAACAAACCUUGAAUCCCCCUUUCCUUCACAUGAGGACAGAAAUGGAGAUGACGGAGGCAUGGACAAUGUCGAAUCUAAUAUCAUUGACGAGGAUGGCAGCAUAAGCAUGUCAGAUAGCGCUUCCGAAGAUUACGAACCUGCAGAGCCAGAUCACAUGGAUGACGAUAAGCCUGAUAAUGACUCUGAACUCUACGAGCCCGCGGAUGUGGCAGAACCUAUCGGUGUAGCCGAACUGCAGGUCUCAAGGCCAGAUGAGGUCACCAAGCCAGUUGAAUUCGACCAGCCUGUUGCCAGAGGCCCGACGCAACCUACAAGUCCAAUUACUGAACAGCCAGAUAAUUCGAUCUUGGUCGAUGACGCUGAAGACGGUAUGCAGCUAACCGAGCCAGACACUAUUAACAAGCCACAGAUCAUGUCACAGUCUCAGGAGGGCGAAAGCAAAUCCAAGAUCCCAACGUCGUCGUCCCAUUUCACUCCCUAUGAAACGCCGAGAAAAUAUUUCAGGAACUUCCGAUAUCACGACCAUUUCCCAGAGGUUGUUUCAAGUGGUUACAAGUCCAUGACAUUCAGCAACAAUAUCGACCCUAGAAAGCCAUUCUGUCCAACAGAGCUUGCGGGAGAGACAUGUCAAGACCCGGCUUGCGAAGAGCAGCACUUUCGCCAGGUUGCAUUGACUGAUGAUAAAAUCCUGGCUCAGAUGAGCACUGCUAACAACCUAAAAACCAAAGCAGAGCACGAACGCUGGGUCGCAGGCCUUCGCCAGGUCAUUGCUGAUCUUCGAAGCAAGGGAGUCAAAGACUUCCACCUGGUUGCCAGUGCUCUGGCAGCUUAUCGUAGACGCUUUUCCGAAGAGCUGAGUACACCCACUUCUGCUUCAUCGCAAUCGUAG